AUGAAGCUUUUAAGUUUCUUUAUCAUAAUUAAGGUCACAUUCGUUGCAGAUUGUGCCAAUAUUUUGUAUUUAUCGAAUGUAGCUUCGCCAAGUCAUUUUAUUUGGUGUAAAUCAAUUUUAAAUGCAUUGCAUGAAAAUGGACAUAAUGUCACUGCAUUAAGUGGAGAUGUUGAGAAGUCGAAACCAAACUUGACUUAUCUUCACCUUGACAAAAUGUAUUCAGAGAUUUAUAAUGGAACUAUGGAUAUUGAUUUUUUUGAAUAUGGAAAACUAUCGCCAACAGGGUUAUUCAAACUUUACGCUGAAAUCAGUGAAAAAUCUUGCGUAGGCGCAACAAAAUCUAAAGGUUACAAGGAAUUACUCAAUUAUCCUUCAAAUUUUAAAUUCGAUGCAGUUAUAAUUGAUUUUACAAUGGGACCCUGCAUGUAUAGCUUCGUCGAUAAAUUUAAAUAUCCACCACUAAUUAGUGUUAGUCCAUAUUUUGAUCUUGCUCGUUUAGCAAGAACAUCAAGUGGCUUGAUAUAUCCGGCUUUCGUUCCUGGCCAUGAUUUAUUGAUGACACAAAGAAUGAACUUUAUUCAACGAUUGGAAUCAUCAAUUACGCAUGCGAUUGGUAUUAUUGCUUUUAAAUAUUACAUAGUACCCACAAAUGAUAAGAUAGCCAGAAAAUAUCAACCAGAGAUUCCAUAUUUGGAAGAUAUCGAAAGAAGAACUGGGUUUUAUCUAAUCAACAAUAGCCCUUUGGUGGAUUAUAAGGAACCAAUUUAUUCUAAUGUUAAACUUGUUGGCGGUGUGCAAAUUAAAGAAUCAAAACCAUUGCCUUAUGAGUUGAAAGCAAUUGCUGACAAUGCAACAAAUGGUCUUAUACUUUUUUCUUUAGGCACCAACGUUCGAAGUGAUAAACUUGGGUCAGAAAGAAUUUCCAAGAUUCUAAGAGUAUUUAAAAGACACUCUAAAUUUACAUUUUUGUGGAAAUUCGAGACAUCAGAACUUUUAAAAAAUAUUCCACAAAAUGUUAAGAUUCAACCAUGGAUGCCACAAAAUGAUAUUUUAGCUCAUCCAAAUACAAAAUUAUUUAUGGCACAUUGUGGUCUGCUCGGAGUUCAGGAAGCAGUAUGGCAUGGUGUUCCAAUCCUCGGUUUUCCAGUUUUUGGAGAUCAGCAUCAAAACUGUUUUCGAUUGAAAGAUCUUGGUGUCAGUGAAAAAUUGUCUAUCCUUGAUUUUACUGAAGAAGAACUUUACAAUGCGAUAAAAAAUAUGAUUCAAAACCCAAAAUAUAUGAAAAAGAUAAAAUCAAUUUCAUCAGCCACACGAGAUCGACAACAGACUCCACUUGAAGAAGCAGUUUAUUGGAUAGAAUGGUACAUUCGUCAUCCCGAAGUUGAUCUACAAGGUCCAGGAUUAGAAAUGAACAUUUUCGUACGGCAUUCCUUCGACGUAUUUGCAUUUGUUUUUAUUAUUGCAUUCAUCAUAUUUUAUUGGAAAAUUAAACUUUUUUGGGCCUUCAUAAAAUAUUUUUGUCUUUCAAAAAAAUCUGUCGAUGAAAAGCAGAAAAAAAAUUAG
Messenger RNA from Clunio marinus, 1563 nucleotides. NCBI's taxonomy places the organism in Eukaryota, Metazoa, Arthropoda, Insecta, Diptera, Chironomidae. The record is from the annotation of a GenBank genome assembly.